Messenger RNA from Zingiber officinale, 398 nucleotides. Its product is annotated as putative ABC1 protein At2g40090. The record is from RefSeq and is a predicted model, not a curated record. The coding region runs from base 1 to 336 and encodes 111 amino acids. NCBI's taxonomy places the organism in Eukaryota, Viridiplantae, Streptophyta, Magnoliopsida, Zingiberales, Zingiberaceae. The transcript is spliced from 3 exons.
AUGGGGAAAAAGAAACCACAAUUGAUACUGCUUGAUCAUGGUCUUUACAGAGAGCUCAAUUUUUCUACUAGAAUAAACUAUGCUGCACUUUGGAAGGGUCUAGUUUUUGCUGAUGUUAAGGCCAUCAAGGACAAUAGUAUAAAACUUGGUGCUGGUGAAGAUCUUUAUGUUCUAUUUGCCGGAGUACUCACUAUGAGGCCUUGGCAAAAGGUUGUGGAUCCAUCAGCAGACCACUUAGUUAUCAAGGGAAAUCAGGAUGACCGUGCAGAACUACAGGUAUUGAGCCUAUUUGUAUUAGUCAAUACUGCCUCUGAAACUUUAAAAAAAAAAUCAUGAAAAUAGGAUUUAUUGGGUGGGUUUUACUCUUGGAUUCUCUAUGUAAUUAACAAGUGUUGAAU